Drosophila yakuba is the source of this 1121-nucleotide messenger RNA. Its product is annotated as protein late bloomer. The transcript is spliced from 4 exons. Lineage: Eukaryota; Metazoa; Arthropoda; Insecta; Diptera; Drosophilidae. The record is from RefSeq and is a predicted model, not a curated record. Bases 76 to 828 code for a protein of 250 amino acids. Gene Ontology annotation, cellular component: membrane.
GCUGGCCCCUGGGAAAGGUCGCGAUGCAAUGGCUUUAAAUUUGGCGCAUCUGCCGCAGAUUGCACCACUCUCACGAUGAACGGCUGCUAUAACACAAUAAAAUACACGGGCCUGUUCUCCAAUCUACUCUAUAUGCUACUGGGCAUAGGAGUGAUGGCUGGAGCAGGACUAGGACUGCAGAUGGCUGAGCCCAACACGCCGGAGCACACGUAUUUUGUCAAGAGUUUGGUAUUGGGUGGCACCAUUUGUAUGAUCGUGAUCUUCGGAUGCUAUGGCAUGGUCGCCAACUUGCUUUGUGUCAAUUUGAUUUUCACCAUGUUCAUACUGAUUGCCCUGGCAGCGGAGUACCUUCAGCUGCACCACUAUCACAGUCCGUCCCUAAGGAGCUCUGGUGGCGCCUGGCAGCAGCUGGAACUGGCUUGGCAUAAUCUGGACAGCGAACCCGAGCGUAUGCAUCAGUACGAGGUCUCCCAUCACUGCUGCGGCUACAACGGUGCCGACGAUUACAAGCGCCUGCAUCUGCUGGUGCCAGCGAGUUGUUAUCAGGCCACUGGUAAUGACACCGCCCAGCAGAUCUAUCCAAGCAGCUGUCUAGAGACGCUGAACCGUAGUCAGCGGUACAUCCAGCAGCGCGAUAAGCUCUACAUGUGGGCCAUCGUUGGCCUUGAGAUCUUCAUACUGCUGCAAACUGUGGCGUUGAGUGUGCUGCUCUUCAGGCUGCGACAGCGAGAGCGCAUCGCACGAAGACAGGUGCCGCCAGGUGUGCGCCGGGAACCGCGCUCCAACCAUGUGUCCGCCUCUCGAGCGCACUUACUCCAUGACGCCUGACUUAAGAGCUUAUGAAAACUUUGGUUUAUUGGUUAUCCACGUUAUUGGUCAUCCAAAUGCUUAUCUAUAAAUGUCAUAAAUUAGUAGGCGUAGCGACGAGUCUUGUUGGUCAGUUGGCAGCACAAGGUGAUUCCCAAGAUGAUGCCCACGACCUGUAAUUAAAGAAACAAGGUGUUGCAUUAAACAUUUACAACGUGUCAGUUCUCAAUCACUAAGUUUGCCAGUUGGUACUAGAGACUUGCAAAUUCAAGGUUAAUCGCGUAAAAUACAUUAUUCUUAUGUAUACAUUAGCA